Messenger RNA from Ochlerotatus camptorhynchus, 4875 nucleotides. It is a transcript of the gene scramb1, whose product is annotated as scramblase 1. Gene Ontology annotation, biological process: plasma membrane phospholipid scrambling. The record is from RefSeq and is a predicted model, not a curated record. The transcript has 4 exons. The coding region runs from base 756 to 1838 and encodes 360 amino acids. Gene Ontology annotation, molecular function: phospholipid scramblase activity. Gene Ontology annotation, cellular component: plasma membrane. Lineage: Eukaryota; Metazoa; Arthropoda; Insecta; Diptera; Culicidae.
AACAGUGUCUUGGACUGUUGUGCUCCUUCAAGUUUUCAUUCUCUACUGUUCGCCGCGCAAGAAGGCAGCACCUACACGUUGGGUCUUUUUUUUUGCGAAUGUAUCUUCUCUCCAAUCUUUACUGGUCCUAUUUUUUUCUGUUUCGUGAGCGAAAAUAAAAAUUCUGCGGAAUAGUGUUUAAAAAUAACACAUUCUCAUGAAGUGAUCUACCACCAUCAGGCAUUAGUCUAGUUCGGUUUGGGUAACUGGUAGUACCGGUUUUCGCGCAAGGGGAUUUUUUGUGGAGUGAUACAUUUGGUUUCGUGUCAAAUCGUCUGCAGUUUUCGUUUGCAGGCAGUGGUUUAUGCGAUACCUACAUAUUAAUCAAUUGGUGUUGUGAUUGGUUGAGUGGCCAAAAUCGGAUUGGCAGAAAGGGAAAUUAUAGCCUUCAAUUACGUGGUACGUGAAUUCGCAGUAAAAUUUCAUAAUUCGUGCAGCCAAUAUUAAGUGUGUCGUACGACGUCAUUGUUAUUACUUUGCAUGAAGAAUGCUGAUCUGGGGCCAAAGUUGAUAGCAAAAUACUAGGUGAAUAGAUUGACGCAUCUAGGAAGAGUGAGUCAACUGUACAUCUGAUUCAGUGCAUUCAAAUAUAAUCAAUAAAACCAACCCAUCUGUAUGCCAGUGCAGCUUGGCCGUUCAAACCAGUUGGAAUUGUAGCAAUUCAUCGACCACUUACUUUAAGUGAUCAAAGCUAGACAAAAUCGAGCAAGGUAAAUAUGAGUGCUCCAUCCGCACCUGGAGGAGGAUAUGCUCCGUACGCUCCAUAUCCACCGAUGGAAGACAAAUCUGGCGGUGGAUACCCUCCAUCAUAUCCACCUGCAGGGCCACAUGACGGUGGCAUGGGAUAUCCACCCGGUCCCGGACAGGCACCCUAUCCACCCGGUCCCGGACAGGCACCCUAUCCAUCCGGUGCCGAACAGGCACCCUAUCCACCUGGUGCGGGGCAGGCAGCGUAUCCACCGAUGGGAGCCUAUCAAGCUCACCCACCACGCUAUUCCAAUUUGGAUGAACCGGUUUCCAAGCAACCGAAAUCACAAGCGGCUCUGUACCAGCAACAGCAACAACCGUUGCUUCCAGCCCAUCCGGUCGGCUUGGAGUAUCUGCUCGAUGUGGGAACGAUCCGAUUCAAACAGGAGGUCCACGUAACGCAGAUCAUCUGUAGUUGCGAUAUGCCGAUAGAGUUUGAUCUGAUCAACGAAAACGAUCAGAUCAUAUACCAAGUUCAGGAACGUGAGAAUUUGUGUCUUCGAAAUUGUGUUCCUCAAGGAUUCCGCACCCAGUCGGUGGUCAGCAAGACGAGCAAUGCUCCUGUCCUGUGCUUCAAGAGGGAGGCACGAUGCGUCUUUAAUUGUUGCUUGCCGUGUUGUUGCUUCCCGCUGCCUUUCAGCCGGGAACGACUGAACGUUUUCGGUGACGCCGGUGAUAAGCUGUUGGGUGUGGUUCAACAGGAUUUUUGCGCUUGGAGAUCGAGUUUCAGCAUUUUGGAUGUCGCUGGAAAUGCAGUGCUGCGCAUCAAGGGUCCCGGGUGUAACUUUACGUGUUUUAACGAUGUUGAAUUUCAGAUCGUAUCUCUGGAUGGUGUCCAAGUUGGAAGUAUCGUGAAGCACUUUACCGGACUUAUCCGCGAGGCGUUAUCGGAUUUCGAUAAUUUCACAAUCCAAUUUCCACGAGAUAUGGACGUUGGGACAAAGGCUACGUUACUGGGAGCUGUUAGUUUGAUUAAUUUCUUGUUCUUCCAAGGAUCUUCAAGAAGACUUAUAAAAGAUAUUCCUUUGCUUUGCUCGUUGAGUGCUACGUAGACAGUUUUUUUUUUGGAUUUUUGCCCCCUUUCCCCCUGCGUAGAAAAUUGUCAAUAGACAAUUUUUAAAAUUUGUACGGGAUGUGGAUAAUUGCCAAUUGCCAAACUGUCUACGUAGUUAACAAACAAACGUGUUUGAAUAAACGAUUGAAUGUCAUAAAAUUCAUGAAUACCUUAUACAAUGACCUUAUACAAAAGACAAACAGUUGGAACUCUUCAAAACUUUUCAUUCAAAAUAGAGCCAACGAGCUCAGUAUCAAUUCAAUUCUAGAAACAAUAUUGAGAUAGAUAAGUUUUCAGAAACAAAUCUAAAUGUAAGCUAAACUUAUCUUGAUAAACAUAAUUUCUGUCAGCCUUUCAUAUGUGUAUGAACAUCUUUUGAAAGUGUUUAUGGUAAAAUAUCUUAAAGGCUUGAAGGUGUCAUGAUUCAGUUAUUAGAGCUUUUAAUUUUAAUUCAUAUUCACAUGCUGAAUAAAUCACAUACGAAACGUAUUUCUACGAACCUGAAUCAAGGUGGUUUAGAAGCGUAUAAGAACCAUACAUUGUUUGAUCAAAGUAUUCAUUUAAUUUCUUUCCGCUUCAUGUGUUUAAUUUCCUGCAGGGAUAUAUCGCCCUUUUUGGUACUUUUUCAUUACUUUUUAAUGUAGAAUUCUUAUUCUAAAUCCAAUUAAAUUUUCAGUUAACCUGUUUUAAAGUAGAUAGUGUAAUGCUAUUAAUCUCCCUAUUAAAAUUCAAAAUUUUCGCACCGCAGAGCCACACUCUGUGUUUUCACUGAGAAGCGGUUUACCAACUGUAAGCAAAAAUAAAUGAAAAUAUCCAAUACAAAUGAAACAUUAAAUGGUAAGCUACUUCUGUUUAUAUGUACGUUCGUAUACUCAUAGGGUCGGGUGGGGCAAGAAUGCCAUAUGGGGCAAGAGUGUCACCCCUAAAAUUUAAAAAAUAAACAUGUUUUCAAUGCUAAUUCACCCAUGAAACUAUGAAUGGUGUUCCUAUGCAGCAUUAUAGAAAGUUCUGUCCAAAAUGAAGUAUUUCAAAAAUUGCAAAAAUCGAAAUUACUUAUGAUGAUUAGACUUCAUAAAAUAAGGAUUUUGGAAUUUCCAACUAUUGUUUUCUACAAUUCCUGCGUUGAGGCAUCACUAAUAAUGAAUAAUUGAAACACCAAUAACAAAGAAUAUAUAAAUAUUUCUUAUAAUUGGUCAAAAAUAUUUUUUUUAGAAAUUAACCUCACACGGGGUAAGAGUGCCACCCAUAUAUUUAUGAAUAAAAUUAGACAAAAAUGCAACAGAAAUUGCUUCAGUGCGCAUUUAACUCUUCGGUAAGCGUGUUUUCACCAAAUUUAACAAAACCAGCUACAUAACAUAUCAACAACAAUAGUUUUCAUUUGAUUUAAUUGGUAAACAGUUUAUUUGUUAUGUAUUGAAUAAUAUUGUAAAAUUCAAUAGUUAAAUUAAGUAAACAAAAACAACUGUUGCUAGUAUGAUUAAUAAUCAAAAGGCUAUGUUUACCAACAAGCAUUAAUCGAUUCCACUCAAUUUAAGACGCAUGAUGGCCCUUUUGCCCCAUAGGGGUUGGCACUCUUGCCCAUCGCAGUUAAAAAAAAGAAGAUUAAUUUGCAUUACAUUGCUGAUGUAUGAAGGCAACAAUAUGAAGUUGCAAUACUGUGUAGAAACUCCUAUAAAUAUCCACUAUUUGGCAUAUAUAGAACGUACCAUUUUUAAGGUGGCACUCUUGCCCCACCCGACCCUACAUAACAUAGUGUAAAAUGUUUAAUCAAAAUAUAAUUUCUAACAACUGUUGACCUAAAAUCUUCCAGUACUAUAAAUCCAAUAAAUAUAUAGGUCUCAAAAGCUAUUAAACACAUUCAAUCAAAGUGUUUCGGUACUUCAUACGUGAAGUUUUCGAUUUUCAGAGUUGGGACAACAUGCUAUACUAAUAUCAACAUGAAGCUUCAGUUCCGUAAUUUAUUAGCUAGAGAAUGUUUUGAAGAGGAUUAGAUUGAUAGUUCCGCUAGAGUUCGGUAUUGUGAAAAAUGAACUUAAGUUGAAAUUGAGUGCAGGGCCAUUGAUGUGAUAAUACUAACCCAUUAAGUGCUCUUUUGCCUAACCCAUACUUUGAUGGAUGAGGGGAUCGCUAGAACUAUUCCACAGCCGCAGAUAGUAUAUGAGCAAAUCAAACGCACACUCUUUCGCCUGUGGAUUUGACGACAUACCUCAAAUCCCCUCAUCCAUCAAAGUAUGAGUUAGUGCGCAUUUGAUUAGUAUUGUCGCAUUAAUGGCCUUUCGCUUAACUUCAACUUCUGUUCAAUUUUCACACUGCCGUACUCUAGUGGAACCAUCAAUCUAUCCUCAGACAGAACUUUCUCUGGCUAAUAAAUUAUGACACUAAAGCUUCAUGUUGAUAUUCGUGUAGCAUUUCCUCCCAAAUCUAUUAAACAUAUUUUAGAACAUAACAUGUAUUUAUGUAAUACAUUUGGUGUACUUUAACUUGCUCUUCAACCUUGGCUACAGGGUUUUGGCAUGUCAACCUUUAAAUACUAAUAUAUCCUAAAGAUUACCAAAAUCGGCCUUGACUUGGAUUUUCUCUCAACCAUAAUGGUGGUCGAUAUCAAAGUUCAUCAACACGACUCUAAACCAACAUUUUCCAGAUCAUCCAAACAGGGUCGAUAUUAAAAGUUUAUCUAAGUUGGAGCGGCGGUAAAAAGUGUCAGUCCAAACUAAGAGAUGGAAGCCUAGCAAAAGUCCGUUGCGAUUUCAUAAUGUUAUUGAAUUUGAAUAAACAUACAUACACAACUACAACAUCAAAACAUGGUGAAAGCUUUACCAUUUGAAAUCUGUCUCAUAUAAUAAAGAUGCAUACACCGUGUCCAGACAUGGAAAAUCAUUUACAUUCAUUUGCCUCUAAAUUUUUGACGUAGGACUACGUCUUUGAUUUCUAUAUGGGGGUACACUUUGUGAAAACCAAAAAUGGAACAUGUUACAAAUUAAGAAAGAUUUUGAACGUUAAUAAUUCAGCUGCCCCUGGUCCAAUUUCAAUAAUUU